CUUAGCUUCAUAUCAUUCCUUCAGUGCAGAACAUAUUACAAUGGCUUCAUCUUUUUCUUCCAAGUUCAGUCUUUUAAUCGUCUUAUUUUUACAUUUCACUUUCUCUUUCAAUAAACUAGUAGCCAAAUCCAAAAUCAGCAACUCAACCACCACCCACAACCAUUUAAGUCCAGACUAUAAACUUCAACAAGCUUAUGAAGCUCUCCAAGCAUGGAAACUAGUAAUCUACUCCGACCCUAGCAACUUCACCUCCAAUUGGGUUGGUUACUCGGUCUGUGACUACAACGGAAUAUACUGUGCACCUUCUCUUGACGAACCUGAAAUCGUAGUUGUUGCUGGAAUCGAUCUCAAUCAUCAAGAUAUAGCUGGAGUUAUACCCGGUGAACUAGGAUUGCUAACUGAUCUUGCUUUGCUUCAUCUCAACAGUAACCGUUUCAGUGGAAUUCUGCCAGAAUCCUUUGCCAAUCUCACCCUCCUCUUCGAGCUCGAUCUCAGUAACAACAGGUUUGUUGGUAAGUUCCCAUCAGUAGUUCUCUCUCUACCAUCUCUCAAGUUUCUUGAUCUCCGUUACAAUGAGUUCGAAGGACCACUGCCACCCGAGCUCUUCUCUAAGAGCUUUGAUGCGAUUUUUGUCAACAACAAUCGAUUAACUUCAGUGAUCCCAUCGAACAUAAACAGUAGUUCAGCCUCAGUCAUAGUUUUUGCUAACAACAACUUUGGAGGAUGUCUUCCUCCUAGCAUUGCAAAGUUAGCAGACAGCUUGGAAGAACUGCUGCUAAUAAACACCAACUUGUCUGGAUGUUUACCACCAGAAAUAGGGUUUUUAUACAAGCUGAAAGUGCUUGAUGUAAGUUACAAUAAGUUGGUAGGACCUCUACCAGAUACCAUUGCAGGAUUGAUGCAUGUGGAACAGCUCGAUGUAGCACACAAUAUGUUUAGCGGCAACAUACCUGAAGCGAUUUGUGUUUUACCAAGCUUGACAAAUUUCACUUACUCUUACAACUUUUUCUGCGAAGAAGAAGGCUUUUGUCGAAAUCUGACAUCAAAAAGCAUUGUAUAUGAUGAUCGUCGCAACUGUUUGCCAGAGAAGCCAUUGCAGAGAAGCAAAGAACAGUGUGAUGCAGUAUACGAGCACCCCAUGGAGUGCUUGGACUAUCAAUGUGGCACUGUUGGUGGUGGUUAAGCUGCAGCUCCUCUAUUUUGGCCUUACCAGUCCUAGACCUGGAACUAGUAUUAUCUUGCUCUGCAGUAAAAUCAUACUACACGCAUUUCGUAUUCAAGAACAGAAUUGAAAUGUUACAGAUUCUGUUAAGUAUCUUUCUGUUUCUUGACAUUUUAGUUUCACCAAGUUAUACUAAUGAUAAGCCUGUAAUUGGCUCGACCUGAGAAUAACUGUAAUCGUUUCUUGGUUUGGUUCCUGGAUAUCCCUUUCUUCAGUAA
This is a messenger RNA of Papaver somniferum (opium poppy), 1440 nucleotides long. RefSeq names its product leucine-rich repeat extensin-like protein 4. Lineage: Eukaryota; Viridiplantae; Streptophyta; Magnoliopsida; Ranunculales; Papaveraceae. The record is from RefSeq and is a predicted model, not a curated record. Gene Ontology annotation, molecular function: protein binding. The transcript has a single exon. Bases 41 to 1183 code for a protein of 380 amino acids.